AUGGAUAAUAAGAAUAAUACAAAUGUGCCUGACUUCAUCCUUAUGGGAUUGACAGACUCUGAAGAGAUCCAGUGGGUCCUCUUUGUGUUCUUCCUCCUAAUAUACCUGCUUACUGUGCUGGGGAAUGCAGGGAUGAUACUGAUAAUUCACCAGGAUCUCCAGCUUCACACACCCAUGUACUUUUUCCUCAGUCAUUUGUCAUUCAUUGACCUCAGUUACUCAACGGUUAUCACACCUAACACCUUAGAGAACUUACUAACCUCCAACAAGUAUGUUUCAUUCAUGGGCUGCUUCACCCAGAUGUCUUUUUUUGCCUUAUUGGGUAUCACUGAAUUUUUCCUUCUGUCAUCAAUGGCCUCUGACCGCUAUGUAGCUAUCUGCAAUCCUCUGAACUAUCAGGUUAUUAUGUCCACAAGACUCUGCUACACCCUCAUCACUGGGUCCUACCUGACUGGUUUUUCUGAAUCAUUAGUUAUUGUUUUUUCCAUGAACAGCUUGCAUUUCUGCAAAUCCAAUGUAAUCUAUCACUUUUUCUGUGACAUAAUGCCAAUUUUAGCCCUGUCCUGCACUGACACUCAUGAGACUGAAAUCAUGAUAUUCAUUCUCAGUAUUUUCAAUGUAAUGUUGUCUUUUAUCACAAUCUCUGUGUCCUACGGGUCCAUUCUGUCUACAAUCCUGAAAAUUAGUUCCACUUCAGGAAAGUGCAAAGCAUUUUCUACUUGUGCUUCCCACCUCCUGGGAGUCACCAUCUUUUAUGUCACUACAAUUUUUACUUAUUUAAAACCAAAGCAGUCCUACUCCUUGGGAAGGGAUCAAGUGGCCUCUGUGUUUUAUAGUAUGGUGGUCCCCAUGCUGAAUCCACUCAUUUAUAGUCUUAGGAAUAAAGAAGUGAAACAUGCUCCCAUUAGAGUUAUGCAGAAGAGAGAGGGCUCCAGGCAAUUGCAAUAA
Molecule: messenger RNA, 948 nt
Organism: Choloepus didactylus (southern two-toed sloth)
Lineage: Eukaryota; Metazoa; Chordata; Mammalia; Pilosa; Megalonychidae
Product: olfactory receptor 8H1-like
Exons: 1
Coding region: 1-948 (315 amino acids)
Biological process (GO): sensory perception of smell; G protein-coupled receptor signaling pathway
Cellular component (GO): membrane
Molecular function (GO): odorant binding; G protein-coupled receptor activity; olfactory receptor activity
Source: RefSeq, a predicted model, not a curated record